UUAAAGCCGGAAAGACGUCGUCGUCGAAUCGUCUGCGUUUUGCCUUUAGUUUUAGUUUUACACCGCUUACGUCUGCGGUUGCGUCUGCGCUCGGGCUCAAAAGUUAACCAGUUUUGAAUCGAAUUUCGCUUUCAGUUUCGUUUGAGACACGCGGAGAAAAAGAAGCAGCGGCGUGUCCACACAUAAAGUGCAGUGAGUAAGCGACGUGCGAAGACAGUUUGGCUUGAGCUUAUGAAUCGCUGACGUGAGCAGCGGGAUUUUCCACAUUUUCCCUCCAACUCCACAGCCAAAAUGCAAUUGCUAUGGGAGCCGCGAAGUGUGCAAUGGAAAAUUGCAAUUCUAAUUAUCGCAUUAGUCCUCGACGUGUCCUGCAUAAGAAAUGGCAACGGUGAUGAACAGCAGAUAUCCGCAAAGCUGAAAAACUUCUUUCCCUCGGAGCAGAUCCCAGAGGAACGGAAUCCACCAGAAACUUCAGCCAGAGUGACAACGGGCGGAGGAUUCCGACCCUCUCAAAUGCUGGACUUUACCCCCUCGGAUGUGAUGCCCCAGGCGGGAUUGAAUCGCUAUCCCCCAAGCUAUUUGGAACCCAACUAUAAGCAUGAUGUGACCAGUUCACUGAGACAGCAGGCUGCAUUGGACAAACAGUUCUCCUUCCCCCAGGAAUCCCAUUCGGUGUUCCAGAGCACACCGCUGCCCACUACGCCGGUAGUUAGCUACCUGGAUCCGUAUACCCAGCAGAACUAUCGGUACACACCCACUCCACCUUCCAUAAUUCAGUAUCAAAGAGAGCAGCCAGCUCAAGAUGAUCAGGUGUACACCGUACAGUCUUCCUUGCUGGUGGGAAAUCAUCAGCAGAACCAUCAGCAGCCGCAUCCUGGCCACGUGGAGGAUGUAUAUCUCAAGCGACCUGGCUACGUCUUCGAUGAAAGCCCCGCCCCUUCAUAUCGACGACCCACAAGGCCACCGCCUUCGCUCCCGGCUCCACCUACCACCGCCUCCCACAAAAUCUCCUAUGAUAGCCAUGAUUACCCACCGCCCAGCUAUGCGGCUGAGCAGACUUCCAAUUUCGUGCCCCAGCAGCCAAAGCAGCGACCACUGUACCAACGCCAAGACAUCAAUGCAAAUCGAGGGGGAGUUGGUGGUGGAGCAGGAGGAGCGGGUGGUCUAGGCGGAGCAGGUGGAGUGCCACCUCCAGGCUCGUCUAAUUAUGCAAACAACUUUGAUAAUUAUUCGCAGCGGCCGAAGCCACUGCAGACGCAGAUACAGAACCCCAACCAGAUACAGACGCAGUUUGGUAACUAUCAAUUCAAGCCACAGAAUGGAGGAGGAGGAGCAGGAGGAGGUGGUCCCGGAUCUGGACUACCUCAGCGACCCAGACCGGGACACAAUUACUACGAGUACCAAAUUGGCGAGAUACCGCCACCGCAGUCCCAGCACUUCCAGCAGCCACAGCAGCAGCAGUUCAACUAUCGUCCUGCCACUCAGUCAUCGGGUGGUGGAGGAGGUGGUUCUGGAGGCGGAGUGGGCGGUGGUUUGGCUACUCUGGCCUCGCUGUAUGCACCACAAUUUACGAAUCUGCUCUUGGGAGGAGGUGGUUCCCCAUCCGCAUCCUCGCAGUCGGCCAGCCCAUUAGGUAGUCUCCUCGGCGCUUUCACCGGGACACAAGGAGCAGGACAGCAAACAGGAUUUCUGGGAGGAGGAGGAGGAAGACCGCCCAACACACAACUCAUUAGGGCACUGGAGAACAUCGCUCGCAACGACGAUUUGCAGUGCGUGCCCAAGGUGCUCUGCCAGAUGAUUGCCGGUCAAACGUUACGUGGCCAAUUGCCCGGAUUCGUUACCUCCCCUGCCAUAACCAAUUUCCUGGCUGGAUUCCCUGUGGCCUCACCAGCUCUCAUUUAUGGAAGAGCUGCCCUUCUUGGGCUGAGUGGUGGGGAAAGAAGUUGCAUCCAGACCUACGAGAAGUGUCCUAAAAAUGAUAUGGAAAUAAUUCACUAUUUGAACAAUCAUCGUGGUGGCUUCUUCAAGUUCUUUAGCGAGCCAGAGGAGAAGCCUGUGGCCUCGCAGCAAUCAGAUGGAGGCACAGGAUCCUUGUUCAGCAUUCUCUCAGCCUUGACUGGAGGCGGUGGUGGAGGAGGUCAAAGUUACACCACUCCGCGACCAGUGCCCAAACCCACUCAGCGACCCUCCACCGAUAUAGCCAGCGGCAUCGGAAGCUUCUUCACCCAGGUGCUAUCCGAAUACCUAAAUGGAGUGGAGUAUCAGAGGAGGAGAAGGAGAAGGAGUAUUCAUAUGGACGAUGACUUUCACGACGAAGAGGACAACCUGGACACCCAAAUGAGUCAGUUGGUGAAGUUUCAGGAUGAUGAGGAAGAGGAGGAAGCCAAGGCCCAUACAGAACUCAUAGGCGUCCUGCAAUUUCCCGAAGACGAAGGUGAAGGUCGGGUGGUUAACUUCAAGGACAUUCAAAGCGAGGAGCAACACGAAGAAGGAUCUAUUCGAUUUCCAGAUCCCACACCAGCUGAUGCUAUCAGGGAGUUUAACCGCGAUGCUGCCCAACGAAAGCUGCGAUUUCCUCAGGAUGAGGAUGAACCAUCUGAAAAUGUUAGAAAAGCCAAGAACUUGUCCUUCAUGGAUGGAUGGAAGGUUGUUCUGCCAAAUGGUCUUUCCCAGUCUGACAUUGGCGGGGACAAGCGCAGAGGAAAACGCAUUGUGUUCAGGGAUACCAACGACCAUCUGGAUGAGCAGAGGUUGCAGGAGGAAAGGAUCAGAGAGGAUGAGCAGUUCAGGGAGGCUGAGUUGAGGGAAGAAAGAAUCCUGCAGGAUCAAAUCAGGGAGCAGCAGUUAAGGGAAGAGCGAUUUCGGGAAGAUCAAAUCAGGGAGCAGCAACUCAGAGAAGAUCAAAUACGGGAAGAACAACUCCGAGAAGACAGAAUCCGACAGGAACAGCUCGAGAUCCUUCGUAUCCGUGAGGCUGACACACAUAACCAACAGUCCUUCAAGGAAGAGACUCCUCCUCCAAAUGCUGUCUACGAUGAUGCAGCUCCACCGCAACGUGGAGCCCGUGUUAUCUUUCCCGAUCACUACGAACAGCAUAUAAGGAAGGGCAAGAUCCUUAAUAGACCGACCUAUGCUCCCACCUACGAAUAUAACGAGAUUGGAGAGGCCAAGGAGGACCGACUGGUGGUCAGCGAUAAACAGAGGCCUCAUAACCACUACCGACUGGAGGGGGGAUUCAAUAACUUGAACUAUGGUGAAUACAUGCCGGGAAACACGGUUCGUUUUGAGAGCCCAACGAAUGAGAGACCCCACUACAACUAUCCUAAUGCCAACUACAUCAGCGAUAAUCGUUAUGGAAGCAGUCAAAACCAGAAGCCACAUUACGAAGAUGACAAAAAUAUUUAUGUGACCAACUCGCAGGGUGUUAAUGAGUACUACAUUCGUCCGGAUGGCAGUAAGGUCUAUCUAAAAACAGGUUAGGUUUAAGUAAUAAUUACCUUUUGAUUACAAAUCUUAAAA
Drosophila eugracilis is the source of this 3519-nucleotide messenger RNA. RefSeq lists its product as uncharacterized. NCBI's taxonomy places the organism in Eukaryota, Metazoa, Arthropoda, Insecta, Diptera, Drosophilidae. The record is from RefSeq and is a predicted model, not a curated record. The transcript has 6 exons. The coding region runs from base 292 to 3480 and encodes 1062 amino acids.